AUGGUGCGAAAACGACGUGCACCUUCGUCUGAACAAGAACAGGAAGGCAAAGGGUCACAAAAGAGGAAAUUUGUUGCUUAUCUCGAUCAGAUUUUAGCAGAGAACCAGCGACUCAGGGAGCAAUCAGUUACUUCGGCGCAAGUCGCCGAGGCCAAUGACCCCACGCGUUCAGAAAGAGGCCCAUCACGACUAGCAGAUGGACCAGAUGGAACAGGAAUCCAGAAUCCGAUUAUUGGAGAUCGUGCCUGGUUCCACCGAUACGAUCCCUCCUCGCCGCCCAUCUAUAUUGGGGAGGCGGCAUGUUCGGCAUUCGCAACUCGGUUCAGAAGGUUCUUAAUGGGAAAUAGUGCUAUGCCGCAUAUUCCCAGAACACAGUACGAGUCUGAAGAGAUCAUCGCUGCAUCCAAUGAAGUUGAUAUUCAAUGGCCGAGUCUUCAUCAUGCGCGGUUGCUGGUUCGGAUCGCAAUCCAUCAGAUUGGACACUUAUAUCACCUCAUGAUGCGCAAAUCGACUCUGGAUAAGCUGGAGGAGAUAUACCAGAAGAAAGAAUUUGAUUGCACUGCUAAUAAGUGCAAGUUCUUUGCCCUUUUCGCUUUUGGGCAGGCGUAUUCUAUUCGGUCAGAGCCACACUCCGGGUCCAGAGUACCCGGUACAUCGUACUUUGCUCGAUCGAUGGGGUUGGUUCAGAUAUUGCCCGAGAGAACAAGCAUUACACACCUGGAAACAUUGCUUUUGCUGGGUCUCUUCUCAUAUUAUCUCAACCGGCGACACUCUGCAUAUAUCCUUAUUGGGAAUGCUAUGCGAAUGGGCCUGACCAUUGGACUCAACCACAAUAUCCCAGAAUCCCAGCUGAUAGACCCGGUCGAACGCCAACACCGCAUCGGCAUCUGGUGGACGAUUUAUAUGUUCGACCGAAUGUGGGGGUCCAAAAUGGGCCUCCCAAUGCAAAUCCUAGACGAAGACAUUCACGUCGACAUGCCAUCAACAAUCUCGCCUCGCUGGCGGCACGAAGAAGAACUCUCCGACACCGAUUACAUGACAGCGAACAUCAAGCUAGCCCGGAUAGUCGGCGAAACAAUAACAAAGCUCUACAGCCGACGCAAAUACCAAGAAACAUUCCUACAGCGCGUGCAAAAGCUCCUCAAAGCACUCAAGAACUGGGUCGAGACCCUGCCGGAAUCUCUCAAACUCAACAUGGAAGACCUGGAAUCAAGCAAGAAAAACAUCGUCUCACUGCAUAUGGCGUUCAACCAAUGCAUCAUCUUAACGACACGCCCAACCCUCCUACACCUUUUAAUGAAUCUCAGACCAAACAAACCUGUGCCGAAGAGCAACGUGUCAUGCAGACCUAGAACACAUACCAACCCUCAUCCCCAAUGCAGCCAGACAAACAAGGACAUUGAGCCCGAGACCGAGACCGAGACCGAUGCGGACAUCCAUCAACAUCCCCACUCUCCUGCAGCUGAGGCAACUCCCUCUGCAUCUGCCCCAUCACCGAUAUCAGUAUCCCAACCGGUUCUAACCCUGAGUGAAGCCUGUAUUCACGCCGCCCGCCAUUCCCACUCCAUGAUCCUAACCCGCUGGAUCAAUGGCACCAUGCCGACAUUCGGCUAUUUUCACGCCCACUAUCUCUUCUCCUCGGCGCUAAUCCUGGCAAUGUCCAGCUUUGUCCCGAUCGGGACGCCUGCAGAUAUGACCUGUUUCGACUCUGCACUAGACCUGCUCAGGUCCAUGACCGAGAAUGGGAAUUUAGCGGCGGCUGAGUUUUACCAUAACCUCGAGCAGGUCAAGUGCUGGAGGCCUUGCACCGGGAUUAGCUGGGCCAACGUCAGCGUCAGCAUCAGCAUCGAGAACUGGGACAAUACCAUCGGUGAUACGAUCGGGCUCAGCCACUUCGUCUGA
This is a messenger RNA of Penicillium nucicola, 1902 nucleotides long. RefSeq names its product transcription factor domain-containing protein. Gene Ontology annotation, molecular function: zinc ion binding; sequence-specific DNA binding. Gene Ontology annotation, biological process: DNA-templated transcription; positive regulation of transcription by RNA polymerase II. The coding region runs from base 1 to 1902 and encodes 633 amino acids. NCBI's taxonomy places the organism in Eukaryota, Fungi, Ascomycota, Eurotiomycetes, Eurotiales, Aspergillaceae. The transcript has 5 exons. The record is from RefSeq and is a predicted model, not a curated record. Gene Ontology annotation, cellular component: nucleus.